AUGUUCUUAUAUCCUGUGCUAUUCCUCACUUAUCCUGUUUUCGAUCUUGUUGUCAUCGACCCUCCCUUGGCCACUACGCAUUCGGUCAUCGUAAACCUUAUUCUUCUUACUGGUCUUCCCUUUUUACUUACAUAUGUCCCCUCUUUAUUAGACGACAACGAGAGGUCUGCUCCUGGCACUCCAUCUGCUCCUCCAUCUGCUCCCUCAACCCCGCGCAGCCGCAGCCACGUUCGACCUAUAGCUAUCGAUCUACCUCAAAUCAGACGUUUCACUUCCGCUCCCGCACGCACGCCUCCCGAACCCUUAUCAGCAAGAGGUGACCUUCCUGGAGGUUACUUCCCACUUCACGAGGAUCCCAACAGUCGUGUCCAUCGGCCACACCCUUUCCAGCAUCAUCCCGACACUCGCAUGAGUCGUCUCAUCUCUGAAUCUGGACCAAUCUACGCCGACUCUCCCACUUCUCAUCCAGCUCAAAGUGCAGUCAUGUCUCACUCAAACACUCCCGUCGCCUCUUACCUUGCUCCAGGCUUCCAUGACCAGCCUGUCCCCAUGGGCAAAUACUACCCAUCCAACUACGAAAGGAAAUAUGGCGCCCAAUCAGUUCGACCUCCCUUGUCUGGAAGCGUAUCCUCCAAUGUUGGAUCCGAUUCCAGUGCAAGUGCCCAGGCGAAACUCGACAGCGAGCUUCGUCGCAAGUUGAUCCAGUACAAGCGCGAUAUGGUUACACAAACAAGUAUGGCUGCAAAUGAAUUCAUUGGUAGCUCGGCCAAGUCUGGCGACAAGCCUGGAUUGUCACUCAAUGACCUUCCCUUCCGGGACUGGAGCUUUGCUACUCCCGGCUAUCAGAGGCCCUUAUCCCCCAGACUUGCUCCCAUAUCAAGUCCCGGUCCUAUCACUCCCAUGGAGCUUGAAAAAGCUGCCGCUGGUGGUGACUACAUGAGUCGCUAA
Messenger RNA from Fusarium tjaetaba, 948 nucleotides. RefSeq lists its product as uncharacterized. The transcript is spliced from 2 exons. Lineage: Eukaryota; Fungi; Ascomycota; Sordariomycetes; Hypocreales; Nectriaceae. The record is from RefSeq and is a predicted model, not a curated record. The coding region runs from base 1 to 948 and encodes 315 amino acids.